This is a messenger RNA of Aspergillus wentii DTO 134E9, 9026 nucleotides long. RefSeq names its product DNA-binding protein kinase TEL1 (gene atmA). Gene Ontology annotation, biological process: DNA repair. The coding region runs from base 184 to 8871 and encodes 2895 amino acids. The transcript is spliced from 9 exons. NCBI's taxonomy places the organism in Eukaryota, Fungi, Ascomycota, Eurotiomycetes, Eurotiales, Aspergillaceae. The record is from RefSeq and is a predicted model, not a curated record. Gene Ontology annotation, molecular function: protein binding; protein serine/threonine kinase activity.
AACAAUUCCACCCCGCGUUUUCUCCAGCAUAUUACUACAAGGAUUCUUAUCUUGCUUAUGAUUUAAUUUGAGAGGUCUUCGCUCUGAAGAGACCCUCAAAAGUAUUGAUGAAAUGAAUCUUUGGUGUUGAGUUUGUUCGCACCAAUCCCACGCGGAUAGUCGUAGCUCCGCAGUAUCAACAUCAUGGCGGAAAUUACUGUCGAUAAAGCGAUUGCGCUUCUAUCGUCAGACAAGCAGAGAGAUCGCUCGGAUGGCCUGGCAGAUUUGAAGCAUAUUUUGCAAAAGAAUAAACAGAGCUCUAAACUGAAUACCCUCAACGAUAAAGCUUGCCACAAAAUCUUCGAGUCUCUUUUUCGAUUCAUUUCAGUUGAGAAGUCGGCGUACAAACGUGCAAAUUCCAAGGGACCAUCUGCCUCUCGAUUAUCUGCGUGUGCCUCAGUUCUUCGAACGGCUGUUGAUGUCUUCCUACAGAAUUUGCGGAUAAAGUCGGUUCGCGCCAUCAUUGACCAUAUAACCGAGACCAUACCGGACCCAGGAGAAGGCCCAUGGGAACCGUUAAGUGUGGAUUACACAAAAUGCUUGUCAGCACUCUUGCAUUACCCGCCCCAUGUCGAGCACCUAGGCAUUGGCGAAUGGGAAAAACUCAUAAGCUUCUGUCUACGGGGCCUCGGAGUUCAGGAAGAUGAGGAUAGCCAAGUCAGCGUUCGGAAUAGUCAUCGCUUUACAUUGGAUGGAUAUCUGGAUACUCCUAGCCGGUCAACCCCGUCCAGAGCGACACCAGUUUUGGCCAUCAGGGAGAAACAUACUGGCGAUAAAAGUGCUCUCGGAGAGAUCGUAGUGUGUAUCCAACUUCUAACGGCGAGCCCGACUGCGCCUGUCCAGAUGUCCGCCGAGAAAAUAUUUCAUGGCCUGGCAGAGUUUGUGAAAUCGUCACACAUCGCAGGAAGUGGGCAGCAAGCUGCGUUUAAUAGCAUAAAUACAGUUGUUACGAAAGUGUUGUUUGACCAGUCUGAGCUUGUCCGGACAUUUCUGUUGGAUUUAAUCCCAGUAAUUCGACGCCUGUGGGCUACGAAACUCACUGGUCUGAAAGAUGAAUUACUCGUCACUAUCAUGCUUUGCAUGACUAUCUUGGGUGAUGCAAUUCGCAAGGAACCAUCAGAAAUAUUGUCUCACUCGAUUCAGGGACUGGUGAAAACUCUACACUCGGAGUAUACUAGGCGAGCCGAAAAGGAAAUGCUGCAAAUUGAUGACUUGAUCUUCUAUCGACCAGAGUCAACGCGGACAGAUAAACUUAUCACUGGUCCACGCCUUGGAAACGCUAAAUCCGAGCAUAACUGGACCCUCAUCUGGGCUAUAGCGAGCUUGUUGGAGUUAUCGGAAGAGAUAGCUGCGCGAUUAUCGACGCCUCAUAAUCUAGAGGAAGCCGCGAGCAAGAGGCAGCGCUUCACAUCAGAGAUAGAAGAAGUCUUCCGUGAUUCUUUCUCGUCUUCAGGAACAAAGCGUCUCUGCGCGUUGCAGCUUAUUCCAGUCCUUGUCAAAAGCCAAAUGAAUGUUGAAUCAAAGGCGUCUCUACUUCAUCGGCUGAUGCCCAACAUACUGGAUGAUAAUGGUGCAGUUUCAUCUUGGACCAUGGUAGCAAUUUCCAGCAUUGCCAGCAGUCCCGGCGCAGAUACGCCAUCAUUGAAAGGAUACUGGCAGCAGGUUUGGGAUCUGACAUCACGCGCCUCUACCUCUCAAGUCACAUCAAGAGCUGCUUGCAACUUGAUGAGCAGUAUCAUGCAGUUCGAUCUCUUGGAGUACUCGGCAGUUGCAGAAACGACGCGUUCGAUGCUUUCGUCUGUUAAUCUAAGCGGUCCUUCUACGAUAUCGGAUACAUCUCUGUCUCUUUGGGCGAUAUUGACACGAAUGAAUGCCCAGAUAAACCCAGGGUCAGUACUGAAUGCUUCGAAACAAAUAUGUACUUGGCUGCGGGAGGUUUGGACAAUUGGAACGGUUACUGAUCGAAUCCAAACGGCACAAGUUGCUAUGUUCGCACGGCCAAUGGAUCUUUUGAAUCUACUCUUGGCUUGUACUAACAGACCGUUUGUGCUUCCUGACUGUCAAUUUAGGGGGCCCACGGGUACUAUUACAAGAAGCUGGCACUUUUCGCAUAGAAAUCGAAGGCUGCUGAGGUAUCUUUUUCACCUUGAAGGGAUAAGGGAUUCUGUAAACCCUUGGGAUACAGAAGAGAAACUGUACUUGGAACCAUUUACACGGCAAGACCCUAACGAUGCCGUUGUUUUGGAUCUCCUCUAUGCGAAAUCUGAAAUGUUUUUACAAGCCUGGCGGUCCUUGUCUGAGGACAAAUCACAUCAUGUCACGGUGGAAAUUAUACAAAUCCUUGCUUCCUUUUGCAUUGCGAUUGCUCUAUAUACGGAGUGCCUACCGCAACAACUUGCUUCUCGGGUUGCGGAUUUGCAGCAGAACAGCCAACGCCUGUGGAGUAAUGUCUGCUCUUUCCUGGCAUCUCGCGAAGGUGAUUUUAUUCAGCCUUGCCUGGAGAUGUUUUCCCCUAUUCUCGAUUCAGCCCCAUGCCUCUUUGAUCCCGAGAAUAUUGUCUCUAGGGGCCUUCGUAAUAUCGUGCCUCCACUGGCUGAGAUCCUCGAGAAAAAGCGACGAAUCCAAAAUGAAUUCUCGAAUGAUGAAGAUGCUAUGGAUUUGGAUGACCCACUGUCUGCUAAUGUCGAUCAAAUGACUGUUAAUAAGUCCAUCAUCAACCUAAAUAGGGAGGCGCUGCCUUUUUUCCCCGACACUGCCACUUUUCAACGUCGUAUGACCAUUCAGCUGUCCAUAUUACAGAGCACACUGGUGGACACGUACCAAGUUGAAGAGCAAAACAAUAGAUCAUUGAUUGAGUACCUGACGGCGCUGGAGGAACCUGACAUUCUGUCUGCACAGUACUUUUUGCCUCAGGUUUAUCGAUCAUGUUCGAGUAUGGAUAGGCCAUUUUUACUUGAUAUCCUCGAAGACCUUGGUGGGAAAUGCUUAGAGUCUUACGGACUAGAGCGUUGCGAAAGCUCCCAGCGUCUUUGUAUCUCUAUGUUGACCAAUUUUGUUAACGCAUGGACUAGUGGAAAGGAAGACCACCUUAGCGAGUCAGCCGCAGAUCUAUAUUCUUGGUUCACGGAUGUGCUAUUGGCAAAGGGAAAGGCUUCGUGCGGGGUUUUGAUUGGCCUCUCUGAGCUUCUGGGUGGGAUAAUCAGUUCCAACGCUUCAUAUAAAAGUGGCCAAGCCAAUCCAUCACCAAGAACAACUCUUUUCAUGAUUCUCGAAGAAGGAGAUAUUUUGGUGAAGUUCAGCGUUGCCAACUUGAUACCCCGUUUAUUUGGCCGAUUUUCACUCCAAGACCACGAUGCCAUACUGAACGAUGUACUAGAGAGUCUACCUCGUGAUCCUGAUUGGAGUGAAGGCAUUGCCCUUCGCUUGUUCAUACUAUCUCAAUUGGCUUCUCAAUGGCAUACCUUACUUCGAAGGAGUAUCUACCAUAUGUUCGAAACGCCUGCCCAGGUGCCGCAUUCGCUGUGGUACGCCGAGAAAUGCAUGCGAGAUGUUGCAAAUACUCUUGGGCUCGAUAAUGCGAAAGAGCUAUUCCGACUCUUCUCUUCUCAAAUUCUCUACACUUGGACCGAAUCGCAGUCAAUCACUUUGAUGCCUUUCAGCAUCUUUGGAUAUAGCGAUCUCAGGGAUAUGCUGGACGACGUACAGGAUGAGCUUGUUGGUCAAAUCAUUAUGCGUGGAAAUGAACAAGAAACAGCCGAGCUUUCGAACUUCAUGAAUGUUUCUUUCGUUGAGCUCUUGAAAAAAUCUUUCUAUAGGGCUGAGGCAUACAGUAUAUCGCGAGACAUCAGUACACCACCUAGUCAAGGAAGCCAACCACGAGGAGUUGAGAACAGACUGAAGAAGAUGCUAGGUACAGAACUAUUUGUGACCUUGAUUGAAAAUCAAUUUCCUCAGGUCAUUGCAACUUUCUUCGGUUCUCUUGAUCAGUACGAACAGAUCGAGAAAGCCUUUUCCAAACGACUGAACUUCCAGGGUGCUUUAGACUCCCUGAAAAGAAUUACUGGCAAGAGCUGUUCUCAAAACGCACUUCCUGCCAACCAACAGCCAUCCUUUAGGGCACGGUACCUUUUGGAUGAACUUAAGUUCCUCUGUAAGCGGAGUGGCUACGAUCUUGACACGAUAUGGACCCCUGCAUUAGUAUCUUUCGUUUGUCGGACCCUCCUUGAAUCGGUUCAUCCAGCUCUCGGUUCCCUGCAUGCAUGCUCUGUUAUCCGAAAGAUCAGGAUCCUAGUUUCUGUGGCUGGACCCGUCAUGCUACGGGACUAUCCGUUCGAAAUGAUUCUUCAUGCUCUUCGGCCUUUUCUUACCGAUGUAUAUUGCUCAGAAGAUGCACUGGGUAUAUUCUGGUAUCUGCUAGAAUCAGGAAAAUCUUACUUGACUGAAAGCCCCGGCUUCAUGGCCGGACUCACGGUUUCUACAUUCGUAUCUCUGAAUAAAUUUCUUGCGUCAUCUCCAGAAAGCACGACACAAGAAAACCAGUUCAUGAUAGUUUUGGAAAAGCUUCAAGGGUUUCUUCUUUGGUUCGGCGAAUUCCUGGACGCUUACGAGUCAUCCAUAUUGGGAACAGACACAUAUGAGCCGUUCAGACGUCUUGUCAGGUCAGCACAGAAGGUAUCAAUCACUGGAGAUAACUCAGGCGAUACAAAUGAGCGAGACCUAUUGCUUGAGAUCCUUGGAGACCGGAAUUCAAGUCGUAAUCUGUUGAGCAAGCCAAUCUUUGAUCACGUUGUGUCAUUGCUUUGUGUUGAUUUCAAACGACUGCCUUGCCAUCAAUAUGACAAUAUCGAAACAGACGAGGAUGCUAUUUCAAACACCGUGGCUCUCUGCCAGACCCUUCGGAACUUCAAGCCAGGAACUGAAUAUCGGUUAUGGGCCGCUACAGUCAUCGGUCGAGGCUUCGCUGCUACUGGGCAAAUUAGCGACGUUCUACUAAGGGAGCAAGAGCCAUCUCUCUUCCAAGCUCAUGAAUCUAGAUCAUCAGAUGGAAUUGUCUGCCACUCCAAGGCUCGUAUAAUACAGAUACUUUGCGAUAUGUUGCAAAACGGCAGUUAUCUCGAAGUUGGCCUCGUCGAAAGAACACUGCAACUCAUAAUCAGUAAUCUUGUCAAUUCGCCUGAAUUUGGACAUUCUGGAAAUGCGAUACCCCCUUCACUGAUGAAGGCACUCAUAUGGAACCCUUAUCAAUGCCCAUCUAUAUCAAUGUCAGCCGCAGAAGAAAGGGCAAGCAAUGAUACGGUUGGUUGGGAUCCCAGUCUUUCCUCUGCAGAUUGGGCUCGCAAUAUUGCGUUGUUCCUCUCAAAGGCAGCUCACAAAGACCCUGUUGUUGGGCCGUUGAGCAAGGUUCUGAGUGUGAUUCCUGGCCUCGCAGUGGAACUCUUGCCGUUUAUUCUGCAUGAUGUUUUACUGAUGGGGCUCGAAGGAGCAGUAAAUACUCGGCAUACUGUAUCGGAGAUCUUUAAACAAGUUCUACAACAGGUCAAAGAAAGCACAAUUCCCCAUGCCCGGCUUGUAAUCAAUUGCAUCCUCUAUCUUCGAAACCAGCCAAUACCCGAUGAAGUGACGAUAGUGGAGCGAGACGAAUGGCUUGAUAUCAAUUAUGGAGAUGUUUCUUCAGCUGCCAACAAGUGCCGCAUGCCAAAGACGUCCUUACUCUUCCUUGAAAUCCAUGCAUCUCGUAUAGUCUCUGGAUCUCGCCGCUCCUCACUCGCCAAAUUUGAGCCACCCCCCGAGAUUAUGCACGAUGUUUUCAGGGAUAUAGAUGAUCCAGACCUCUUCUACGGUAUCCAACAAAGCUCAUCAUUGGAGUCUGUCAUGGAGACUCUCGAGUAUGAAAGUUCUGGACUGAAAAAUCUCCAAUUCCAAAGUGCCCAAUAUGACAGCGAAAUACAAAUGUCAGGAGGCGCGAAUACCUACGGCGUUUUGAAGGCACUUAAUUCGACAAAUCUUCAAGGAAUUGCCAAUUCCAUGUUCACAGCUCCUGGGCAUUUGAAGGACACAACUUCUUCCUUUGACAGCAUGCUGCAAGCUGCAACGAGCUUACGGCAAUGGGACAUUCCUGUUCCACCUCUUAACCCAUCGUCAUCAGCAACUGUCUUUCGGGCUUUCCAGAGCCUCAAUACAUCUGGGACGUUGUUUGAGGUUUCUACUUCCAUAGAAGAUUCCAUGCUGACGACUUUGGACCUGUUGGCUAGUACCAAUCGAUCUGCCAUCUCUUUACGGACUGCGAUGAGGGUCCUGGGGAUAAUGACGGAGAUAAAUGAUGUCGUACACGCUUCGUCGUCAGUGGAGCUUAGUCAAGGGUGGGAGAGAAUUAAGGCAAGAAAUUUCUGGCUGAAAACGACAAGUGUCCAUGAGGUUGGAGAAAUCCUGAACUGCCGCGAAGCAUUAUUCUCUUCGAUUAAAGAGAAGGAUUACCUGAAGUCUGCUCUCAAUAUUACAGACCAAGAUGCGCAACUGCUGGAAGUGAAAGCCAUCCGUCAGUCUCUCGAGACAACUAGAAACCAUGGAAUAUCCCAAGCUUCGUUGAAAUCGGCAAUCUGCCUUUCCAAGCUUGCAGGUCCAUGUGCUUCACGUGGAAUAAAUAUCGAAGGGGCAGCGAAGUUUGAUUUGGCCAACGUUCUAUGGGACCAAGGCGAGAUGACACCAUCUAUCCGAAUGCUCCAGCAACUUAAUGACCAAAACGACCUUCAUAAGCAAGCAAUACCAAUAAGUCGCGCAGAGCUCCUCGUCACCUUGGGACACCACGUUGCAGAAGCACGUUUAGAGAAACCAGAAGCUAUUAUCCAGCAAUAUCUGACCCCUGCAGUCAAGGAAUUGAAAGGACGCUCUGAAGGUGAAGAAGCUGGUCGCGUCUACCAUGGAUUCGCGAUGUUUUGCGAUCAGCAGCUGCAAAAUCAAGAUGGACUGGAAGACUUCAAACGAGUCGAACAGCUUCGCAACCGCAAAGAAAAGGAGGUGCUUGCUUGGGAAGAAAUGAUGGGGAACUCUUCAGGACGAGAUAGGGAAGCCCUUAAAAUGUACAGGGCUAAGGCUAAGCAGUGGUUUGACCUUGACGACCGUGAGUAUCAGCGUCUACUGCGGAGUCGGGAGGCUUUCUUACAGCAAUGCCUCGAGAACUACUUGCUAUGUCUGAAAGAGAGUGACACGUACAACAAUGAUGCGCUCCGAUUUUGUGCACUUUGGCUUGACAAGUCGGACAAUGAGAUUGCGAAUAAUGCCGUUUCCAAACAUCUCAAUCAGGUUCCAAGUCGAAAAUUCGCGCCAUUGAUGAACCAGUUAUCGUCUCGUUUGCUUGACGUGUCCGAUGAUUUCCAGUCUUUACUCUUUGCAUUGAUUUUCAGAAUCUGUGUCGAGCAUCCCUUCCAUGGGAUGUACCAAAUAUUUGCCAGCAGUAAAUCCAAGGGUGGAAAGGAUCAAUCAUCUCUGGCUCGGUACCGAGCAGCCGGUAGGCUUGUGGAUGGUUUGAAGAAUGACAAGCGCAUUGGACCAACCUGGGUUUCUAUACACAACACCAACAUCAACUACGUACGAUUUGCAGCCGAUAGACUCGACGAGAAACUGAGGAGCGGUGCAAAGGUGUCGCUCAAGAAAAUGCUAACUGGCCAACGCCUCGAGCAAGACGCUGCUUCUCAAAAGCUACCACCACCCACGAUGAAGAUUGAUGUUCGAGUUGACUGCAAUUACAGCGAUAUCCCUAAGCUUGUGCGCUUCAAUCCUGAGUUCACUAUAGCGUCUGGUGUGAGUGCACCCAAGAUCGUCACAGCGAUUGCAACAGAUGGUUUGCGGUAUAAGCAACUGUUCAAAGGAGGAAAUGAUGACUUGCGACAAGAUGCAAUAAUGGAGCAGGUAUUCGAACAAGUCAGCAGCCUUCUUAAAGACCACCAAGUCACGCAGCAGCGCAAUUUGGGCAUCAGGACGUAUAAGGUACUUCCGCUCACAUCAAAUGCGGGAAUAAUCGAAUUCGUACCACACACUAUCCCUCUGCAUGAUUACUUGAUGCCAGCACACCAGAAAUACUUCCCGAAGGAUAUGAAGCCUAAUGCCUGUCGGAAGCACAUCGCUGAUGUUCAAACGCGAUCGUUUGAGCAGCGAGUCCGGACCUACCGCCAGGUCACGGAACGCUUCCAUCCAGUAAUGAAGUAUUUCUUCAUGGAAAAAUUCAAUAACCCAGACGAUUGGUUCACUAAGAGGCUUUCAUACACCAGGAGCACUGCUGCGAUUUCGAUAUUGGGUCAUGUCCUUGGACUUGGCGAUAGGCACGGUCACAAUAUCCUGUUGGAUGAAAGGACGGGUGAGGUGGUACACAUUGACCUUGGUGUAGCAUUUGAACAAGGACGCGUAUUGCCUGUUCCAGAAGUCGUUCCAUUCCGUCUCACUCGGGAUCUUGUUGAUGGCAUGGGAAUUACCAAGACAGAGGGCGUUUUCCGGCGCUGUUGCGAGUUUACUCUCGAGGCGCUUCGACAAGAGUCUUAUAGCAUCAUGACCAUCCUUGACGUUCUCCGAUAUGACCCGCUGUAUAGCUGGACCGUGUCUCCCCUGAGAAUGAAGAAAAUGCAAGAUGCACCGGAAGCCGGCGACGGGCCUGUCCUCCCCGGUACGACUGAUCAACGAACAGCCAACGAGCCCAGUGAGGCCGAUCGAGCGUUGACAGUGGUCGCCAAAAAGUUGAGCAAAACAUUGAGUGUUACUGCCACUGUCAAUGAAUUGAUCCAGCAGGCGACGGACGAAAAGAACCUGGCUGUUCUCUAUUGCGGCUGGGCCGCUUAUGCAUAAGGAUUAGGACAUUAAACCCUUUUAGUCCUUUGGACUUGUAUUAUAUUGAAUGCUUAAGCAUUUUUAUUGCAUGAUACUGUAUUCUUGUUGUUUCUGGUUUUUGCAUAGAUUUUAGACGUGUAUAUGGACCCUGGGGCAAUAAAUAUAUUUCGCAC